Messenger RNA from Nothobranchius furzeri (turquoise killifish), 5306 nucleotides. It is a transcript of the gene msi1b, whose product is annotated as musashi RNA binding protein 1b. Lineage: Eukaryota; Metazoa; Chordata; Actinopteri; Cyprinodontiformes; Nothobranchiidae. The record is from RefSeq and is a predicted model, not a curated record. Gene Ontology annotation, biological process: regulation of translation; central nervous system development. Gene Ontology annotation, molecular function: mRNA binding. Gene Ontology annotation, cellular component: cytoplasm.
AGGUUUGCAUUUUGUUUAUUUGGGAUAAGAUAAGAUAAGAUAAGAUAAGAUAAGAUAAGAUAAGACUUUACUGAUCCCACAGUGGGGAAAUGUAUGUUACUACAAUACAGAGAUGGAUAGAGGAUUUUGAUUAAGUGAAGAUAUAAUUUUCUGGUUUUAUUAGAAAAAGCAUUGAGCCCAAGUGCGACUAAAUCCCAACGGCAUGUCUUCCAGUGAUGAAGCAGAGUCUGGGGACCUUGUGUUAGUCUCUCCAGUCUCUGAAGCUGAGGUCACUGAGGUGGUCAAAAAAUCCUCGGUGGCAAGGCUCCAGAUGACAUCCGCCUGGAGUUUUUUAAGGCUCUGGAAAUUGUGAAGUUGUGUUGAUUGAAAUGGCUCUGUAAUAUCCCAUGGACAUCGAGGGCAGUUCCAGUGGCUUGGAGUGGUGGUCUCCCUUUUCAAAAGGGGGGACCGCAGGGUGUUUUUCAACUGCAGGGAUCACACUUCUGAGUCUUCUUGGUAACGUCUAUUCAAGGGUCCUGGAGAGGAGGGUCUGUUAGAUUGUGGAACCUCAGAUUCAGGAGGAACAUUUUGGUUUUCAUCCUGGCUGUGGAACACUGGACCUGCUCUAUACCCACAGGGGGGUCUGGAGGGUGGUGGGAGUAUGCCCAACCAAUCUAUGUGUGUUUUGUAGAUUUGGAGAAGGUGUUUGACCACAUCCCUCGAGGAACCCUGUGGAAGGUAGUCCAGGAGUAUGGGGUACCAGGCCUAUGGGCUGUUAGGUCCCUGUAAGGCUGGUGUCAGAGCUUGGUCCGCGUUGCCGGCAGUAAGUCGGGCUCGUUCCCAGUGAGAGUUGGACUCUGCCAAGGCUACCCUUUUUCACUGAUUCUGUUCUUUACGGACAAGAUUUCUAGGAGCAGCCAAGGUGUUGCGGGAAUCCGUUUUGGUGGCCUGAGGAUGAGGUCUAUGCUUUUUGCAGAUGAUGUGGUCCUGCUGGCUUCAUCAGAACGUGAUCCCCAGCUCUCGCUGGAGUGGUUGGCAGCCGAGUGUGAAGUGGCAGGUAUGAGAAUCAGCUCCUCUAAAUCCAAGACCAUGGACUUGAAUCGGAAAAGGGUAGAAUGUCUUCUCUGGGCCAGGGACCAGGUUCUUCCUCAACUGGAGGAGUUUAAGUAUCUUGGGGUCUUGUUUAUGAGUGAGAGAAAAAUGGAUCAGGAGAUUGAUAGGCAGAUUGGUGCUGCUUCUGCAGUGCUGCAGGUGUUGCACCGGCCUCUCAUGGUGAAGAGAGAGCUGAGCUGGAAGGCAAAACUCUAAUUUUACUGAUUGAUCUACCCUCACCUAUGGAGGUUUGGGUAGUGACCGAAAGAAUGAGAUCGCGAUUACAAAUGGACAAAAGGAGAAUUCUCUGCAGGGUGUCUGGGCUCUCUCUUAGAGAUAGGGUGAGACGCUCGGUCAUCUGGGAGGGACUCGGAGUAGAUCAGCUGUUCCUCCUCAUCAAGAGGAGCCAGUUGAGAUGGCUCAGGCAUCUAGUUAGGAUGCCUCCUGGACGCCUCCCUGGUGAGGUUUUCCGGGCACGUCUAAUCGGUAGAAGACCCAAAGGACACGCUGGAGAGACUAUGUUUCUCGGCUGGCCAGGGAAAGCCUUGUGGCCCCUAGAAGAGCUGGCCUAAAUGGCUGGGGAGAGGGAAGUCUAGGCAUUCCUGCUUAGUCUACGUCCCCGUGACCCAUCUCUGGAUAAGUAGAAGAGAAUGAAUGGAGGGAUAUUAGAAAAAGCAGCUUUUGGCAUUUUUACUCUGCUGAUAUAAUUAAUUUACAUGUUGACUGAAUAGAUGGCUUGUGACUGGUUGUGAAUCUGGACCUUUUAUUAAAAAAUGGAUAAUUCUUGUUUCUUAUAAUUGAGUAUGUUGAGAUUACUUUUAGUAAAACUAGCAUUAUAACAUCCAUCCAUCCAUUUUCAUCCGCUUAUCUGGGGUUGGGUCGCGUGGGCAGUAGCCUAGACUUCCCUCUCCCCAGCCAGUUGGCCGGCUCCUCUGGGGGAAUGCAAAGGCGUUCCCUGGCCAGCCGUGAGACAUCGUAUCUCCAGUGUUAUAACAGUAAACUAAAAUAAUGUUUUCAGCAUUAUUAUUAUUAUAAGUAUUAGUAGUAGUAGUAGAGGGAGUAGUAGAAGUAGUAGUACUUUUUAUUAUUUUUUCCCGCUUCACUCUAAUGCUUUGGUGAAUUAUCUGGUCUGAUUGCCUUUCCACUUUACAGACUUUAUAAUUUAUACUUUGUUAAAAAAAAUUUAAGCAACUGAUUAGAAGCGGGUGUUGUUGGCGUACUUGAUGCUUUUUUUAACUUUGAGUUUUCCCCCCGCUCUGCCUCAGCUGAAUAUUUAGAUUGUUUUCCCCUUUAAACGAUGGGAAAACUUCGAGCACGCUGCCAUGAUUUUAUUUUGAAGAUCCCUCCCGGAAGCAGUAUGGCUGACAACAACAGACUUGAUUCCUGAGCAGCGUGUCUCGUUGGGAUGAGAGAGGGACAGCAGCGGGGACUGAGUGGAGGAGGUGGAGUCUGUCCCGGUCUGCAUCUGACCCGUUCCCUCAGUCACCCCGGGCCAAACCCGCCCAGCUCCUCUCACUCUCCGCCUGUCCUCCCGCACCGCACCGCUCGGCCCGGACACACACAGCGCUAGCCAGACUCACACACCGCCAGGACACGGAAUGGAGACGGAAGGGAGCCAGAGCAGCCUGUCCGCCUCGGACUCCCCCCACGACCCUUGCAAAAUGUUCAUAGGAGGACUCAGUUGGCAAACAACACAAGAGGGUCUGAAGGAGUACUUCUGCAAGUACGGCGAGGUGAAAGAGUGUAUGGUGAUGCGAGAUCCGGUUACUAAGCGCUCGAGGGGCUUUGGAUUCGUCACCUUUAUGGAUCAGGCGGGCGUGGAUAAAGUUUUGGCCCAAACCAGACAUGAGUUGGACUCAAAAACAAUCGAUCCGAAAGUGGCGUUUCCUCGACGAGCCCAACCUAAACUGGUGACUCGAACUAAGAAGAUCUUUGUGGGCGGCCUGUCGGUGAACACGACCAUUGAAGACGUGAAGCAGUACUUUGACCAGUUUGGGAAGGUCGACGAUGCCAUGCUCAUGUUCGACAAGACCACAAACAGACACAGAGGUUUCGGCUUUGUGACCUUUGAGAACGAGGACGUGGUGGAGAAAGUUUGUGAGAUCCACUUCCACGAGAUCAACAACAAAAUGGUGGAGUGUAAGAAAGCUCAGCCCAAGGAGGUGAUGUCCCCCACCGGCUCUGCCCGGGGACGCACUCGGGUGAUGCCCUAUGGGAUGGACGCCUUUAUGCUGGGCAUUGGAAUGCUGGGUUAUCCGGGCUUCCAGACGGCCACUUACACCAGCCGGAGCUACGCAGGCAUCACUCCGGGAUACACCUAUCAGUUCCCAGAGUUCCACUUAGAGAGGACUCCCCUUCUGACUUCACCCCACCCCCCUGAGCUCACAGCCAUUCCUCUCACGGCCUACGGACCAAUGGCAGCUGCAGCUGCAGCAGUCGUCAGAGGCUCCACCCCAUCUCGCUCAGCUGGAUUUUUAGGUACAAGCAGCCCAGGUCCGAUGGCCGACCUUUACGGAACAGCCAGUCAGGAGUCGGCUGUCAGCAGUUACCUCAGUGCUGCGAGCCCUGCACCAAGCACUGGAUUUAGCCAUAGUCUGGGGGGCCCUUUGAUCGCCACGGCCUUCACUAACGGCUACCACUGAGAGUUGCAGAGCCGUAGCCUGAGAGCUGGAAGGAGCUGAAGCUGCUUUGGAGCUGAUCUGGCCCGUCUCUGUCCAGUCCGUGUCUCCAGCUGAGGAGGUAGCUGAACUUUCACCCCAACCCCCCUGGUGUCAGCCACAUCCAGUCCGCCCCCACUGACACCUCACAAAACCCCUCGCCAAAUGAAAAUGUCUAAAAAGAAAAACCAUGGAAAAGGGCAAAAAAAGCUUAUCACUGCAGAAUAACCCGUUUAAAUGCUGUAUUUUUGCCAUGAUCAAUUCAAUUCAAAGAUACUUUAUUAAUCCCAGAGGGAAAUUAGAGUUUCAGUACACACAAUUCUGAGAUCAGACAUACAUGGGCAAAGACACAUGACAAGAUGUUACACUUUGUUGAAUUGUUUGUGAUGGCUCCAUCAUGUUUUUAGCUGUUUUUAAUGAGUUAUUGUCCUCAUUAACUUGAUUCUUCUGACUUAAGAGGAACCAGAUCUCCAUCGACGCCAGAUUGAAGGUCUGCUGUAAAAUGACCGAAAAACUGUACAUUUGUCUUUAUUCUUACUGAAUUUCAAAAGCUGGGAUUGCUACUAAUUCUUGAAAAUAUGCCACAAACUGUAUAUCUUAGUUUAAGUUGUUACACUAAUGAUUGUUAGCUUUCAUGAAAUGUACAAUUUUUGUAAAAUACUGUAAAUAUGACUCGUUUCUGGGUGGCAGGACCUUGCUGAUUUUUGUGUCCAGGAGGUGGAAGCCUUUUUGCAAAGUGGUACGAUUGUUACUUAUUUCAGUGUUGGAAAGCUUGACUGUUACUUUGUUGAAUUCCCACCUGGAGGUCAGGAACAUUUCAGAUGGCGUGUCUGUCUCAGAGCAGCCGCACAUGAUUUAAAUCAUGCUUUUUUGUUGUUUUGUUACUGGCGCUUCCUCAGAGAUACGAUGCUUCUGAGUUCAGGCUGAGUUUGGAACAACUGUCACUGCUUUUGGGAGAUAAGGGUGGGAAAACCCCUCUUUUAGAAAAAGGGUGGAUAAAUAUACAUGCUGUUUUCUUACUUUAUCAUGUUUCAAUAUUCAGUGAUUAUGAAAGAAAAUGAAGGAUGUGUCUGUUCGUUCAUGACUGAUUCCUGCAGGUUUUUGUGUACAUGUGCUGUUAUUGUUUUUUCUUCCUUCAGAGGGGUGUUCCUCAGUUUCAAAAUGUGAACUAUUAAUCUGACUUUUAAAAAAAAAUUAUAUUAACAUCUAUGUCUCAGUGUGGAUGGUAAGCAUUUCACCCCCAUCCAUUGCUGCAUAUCCACUGGAGGUCACAGGGUGACACCUUUCUCUUUGUAGACCAAAAGCAGAACUACUAGGACGUUGCACUGGCUGAUCAUGAUAAAUGUAUUUUUCUAAUAAAGUUAGCUGAAGAACAAAGCACUCUUGAUCUAAAAAAUACCCGGUUUUACAUUUUGAUACACUUGCUAUCACUUUGCGGGUAUUUUAGACUUUGAUUUACUGAAAAAUAACAUUAUUGUCAACACUGUAACAUUUUCUGAUGUUGUUUUUCUGUCAUGUUAUUCCCAUCGGGAAAAACUACUUUUUAAAAUUCCUAAUAAAUUAUUUUAAAACAUUCCA